Molecule: messenger RNA, 962 nt
Organism: Colius striatus (speckled mousebird)
Lineage: Eukaryota; Metazoa; Chordata; Aves; Coliiformes; Coliidae
Gene: TMEM18
Product: transmembrane protein 18
Exons: 5
Coding region: 28-435 (135 amino acids)
Cellular component (GO): nuclear membrane
Source: RefSeq, a predicted model, not a curated record
GCAUCCAGCGGUGCUGGUGCUGCCGCCAUGGACGAGCCCUUAAGGAGCCCGCCGGGGCUGUCCGCCAUCCUGGCGAGGACAGACUGGUCCGAGCCCUGGCUGCUGGGGCUGGCGGCUUUCCACAUCCUCUGCUUCCUCCUAACGUGCGUCUCUUUCCAGCACUACCGGGUACAAAUAGGGCACUUCCUCUGCAUGGUGGGCUUAGUAUACAGUGCUGAAUAUAUAAAUGAAUUGGCAGCCAUGAAUUGGAGGCUGUUUUCUAAAUACCAAUACUUUGAUUCAAGAGGAAUGUUUAUUUCACUUGUAUUUUCAGCACCACUGCUGGUGAAUACUAUUAUAAUUGUGAUAACCUGGGUUUACAGAACUUUGAAUGUUAUGACUGAACUGAAGAUGCUGCACCAGAGAGUGAAAGCAGAAAAAGAAAAAAAGAAGUGAAAGUACCUAACACUUUUUACUUUUUUUUGAAGUUAUAAUAAUAGUCAUCCAAGUAAUCAGUCCUUCUGUACAUUUAUCCAGAAACAACAGUAUUGCUUUGGCUGAUGUCAAGAGGGCUUUGCAUCCUGUGGCCAUGGACAAUGAAAUGAAAGCAGGUAUCUACAAUACACUUGUAUUGGCUAUGAAGUUGAGAAACGUGGUCUUAAGAGGUCUUUGUGCCCUUCAAAAUGAGAUAGUUAAUGACGAAGACUAUUCGCAUUGGCCAGACACAGUCUUCUGAUCUGUUCCUGCUUAUUGAUUAUGUGUUUAUGGAGUAUCCAGUCUUCUGCUGCUUCGACCAAUUGGAGCAGUGUUGUCAAUUACAGUAAAAGAGGGCUUGUAUUCAGAAUACCUCAGGAAUCCGUGCUUCUGUGAAGCAUUUCACAUCUUUAUAAAUCAAGUUUCAUAUUUCUUAUGUGUAUUAUAUGCCAGUAGCAUUUUAUAAAUAAAAUUAUUGACUGUAUCUAAAAUUGACCUAAUUCAUAUUA